Acyrthosiphon pisum (pea aphid) is the source of this 1455-nucleotide messenger RNA. RefSeq lists its product as uncharacterized. The record is from RefSeq and is a predicted model, not a curated record. Bases 1 to 1455 code for a protein of 484 amino acids. NCBI's taxonomy places the organism in Eukaryota, Metazoa, Arthropoda, Insecta, Hemiptera, Aphididae. The transcript is spliced from 2 exons.
AUGGACGAGUUUGAACAAAAUCGUAUACUUAGUAUGCUGAAUGAUGUAGAUAGCGAUUGUUCAGAUGAGUUAGGAAUAGGUGACGAAAAUAUAAGUGAAACAGAAGACCAUUUAUCAGAAAACGAUGAAUAUGCAACUGAAGAAGAAUUGGAAACAUCUGACGAAGAAACUGAUCAAUCUGAAAGACGUUUUCUAUGGGGCAAAGAUAAGUUAACAAAGUGGCGUAAAGACUCAUGCCAAACGAUAGGUAGAACAAGAUCUCAUAAUAUUAAUACACAACUCCCAGGACCAAAACUAGUUUCUAGAGAUUAUUAUAGUACUGUUGAUUGUUUUAAACUUUUUUGUGAUGACAUUAUUAUUAGAACAAUUGUUACCUGUACAAAUAUUUAUAUUGAAAAAAUAUCAACAAAUUUCAAAAGACAAAUAGAUUGUCGACAAACGGAUUUCCAAGAAAUAUCUGCAUUGAUUGGUAUUCUUAUUUUAGCUGGUGUAAAUAAAUCAGGGAAACAAAAUAUACUUGAUUUAUGGGACACCACAGGAUUUGGUAUAGAAUCUUUUCAUGCCACAAUGUCAAUAAAAAGGUUUAGAUUUUUAUUACGCUGCUUACGCUUUGAUGAUAUACGUGACCGUGAAUCACGUCGAGAAAUCGAUAAGUUAGCUCCUAUUCGUGAAGUUUUUGAAAUGUUGGUACAUAAUUGUCAAAAAUCGUAUUCCGUUGGAGUAUUUGUAACUAUUGAUGAAGAACUUGUGAAGUUUCGAGGUAAAUGUCCUUUUAAGCAAUACCUUCCAAGCAAGCCUGGGAAAUACGGUAUUAAAAUUUUCGCGGUCGUUGAUUCUAAAACAAUGUAUUCUUUGAAUAUGGAAAUUUAUCCUGGUAAACAACCAGAGGGCUCAUAUAAUUUAUUAAAUAAUCCCCAUCCGUUAGUAAUGCGUUUAAUGGAACCAAUAUUAGAUAGUGGACGAAAUUUAACAAUAGAUAAUUUUUUUACGAGUGUUCCAUUGGCAAAAGACCUUCUAAAUAGAAAAAUAACUCUUGUAGGAACACUACGAAAAAAUAAAAGAGAGAUUCCUCCCGAAAUGUUUUCUAAUAAACGUGAAGAAUAUGAUAGUUCGUUUGGUUUUACAAAAGAACUGACUAUUGUUUCUUAUGUACCUAAAAAACCAAUAGAACUUAUAAAACCAGCUAUUGCAAAAAGAGCAGCAUCGACGUGUUUACCACAAGAAAUUCGUAUAAAAGCUGCUAGAAUUUCCGGCCAUCAGUUACGAAUUGAAACAACAGAAAGAGAAGGUUCAUCAGGAAGAUGUUUUUUCUGUCCUAGAGCAAAAGAUCGAAAAACUAAAAAUGCCUGUGGAAAAUGUAAUAAAUGGAUAUGUAAGGAUCAUUUGAAACAAAUUUGUUUAGAUUGUUCAAAUACAUAUGAAAAUGCGGAAGAAAAUGAAAUGACUAAUGAAUAA